ACACACCCCAGCAUCCUCCUCGAGCGGUCGCUCGCCCAGGAAGGAGCAAGGUCAGUAGGGAGAAGGCCACUAGGCAGCCGUCUCUUCCUCCUCCGUCGCGGUCUCCCCUGUGGUCGUCGCGGAGCCUCGGCAGCGCCAUGUUGGGGCAGAGCUUGCGCAGGUUCUCCACCUCCUUGGUUCGCAGGAGCCACUAUGAGGAGGGCCCGGGGAAGAACCUGCCCUUUUCAGUGGAAAACAAAUGGCGGUUGCUGGCAAUGAUGAGUGUAUUCUUUGGAUCUGGAUUUGCUGCACCUUUCCUUAUAGUAAGACAUCAGCUGCUUAAGAAAUAACAUUCUCAUAUACAGAAAUCAGACUUGAAGAACAACAACUACUUACAAUAGCAGUUUUGAAGAAUGGAGUAAGCAAACUAUUUACCAUAGUAUAUGUCUUUGUAAAUAAAUCUAUUAAAUGGA
This is a messenger RNA of Vombatus ursinus (common wombat), 452 nucleotides long. RefSeq names its product cytochrome c oxidase subunit 7C, mitochondrial. Gene Ontology annotation, biological process: mitochondrial electron transport, cytochrome c to oxygen. The coding region runs from base 138 to 329 and encodes 63 amino acids. The transcript is spliced from 3 exons. The record is from RefSeq and is a predicted model, not a curated record. NCBI's taxonomy places the organism in Eukaryota, Metazoa, Chordata, Mammalia, Diprotodontia, Vombatidae.